This is a messenger RNA of Manis pentadactyla (Chinese pangolin), 1879 nucleotides long. RefSeq names its product family with sequence similarity 187 member A (gene FAM187A). The coding region runs from base 1 to 1245 and encodes 414 amino acids. The record is from RefSeq and is a predicted model, not a curated record. The transcript has a single exon. NCBI's taxonomy places the organism in Eukaryota, Metazoa, Chordata, Mammalia, Pholidota, Manidae.
AUGAACCUGGCCCACACCACUCUGCUCCUGUGCACUUGGGGGAGUCUCCAGGCCUUUGAAAUUGUGGAGAAAGAGAACAUUUUUCAGAGGACCCCCUGCCCAGCUUUCCUAAUGUUUGACAACGCAGCCUACCUGGCCGACAUGAGCUUUGAGCUCCCCUGCCACUGCAAGCCUGAGGAGGUGUCUGCUGUCGUCUGGUACUAUCAAAAGCAACUAGGUAGCAGCCACACCAAAGUGCUGACAGACUUCGAUGGGCGAGUGCUGACUGAGGCGGCCCACCUGCGCAUGGGCAGCGACAUGCUGGUCCGCUUCAGCAUCCGCAUGUUCAGCCUGUUGGUUUUCCAGGCCCAGCCUGAGGACUCAGGCUUGUAUUUCUGUGGCACCCGCAAGGGGGACUACUUUUAUGCCUAUGAUGUGGACAUUCAGAGCAGUGAGGGGAUGGUGGCCACCUUCAAGGACCAGGGCCAGGAACCUAUUGCAGAUGAGCACCACGGGAGCCUCCGUGUCUUCACCACCUUCUGGGAGUGGACUCCCUGUGACCGCUGUGGGGUGCGCGGGGAGCAGUGGCGCAUCGGCCUCUGCUACCUGCAGAGCCCAGAUCUCUCCCCACGCUACCGCAGGGCACAGCCUGACGUGGUGUCCUGCGGUUCUCAGGCUGUGCCCAGGAAGCUCCGGGCCAAGGCCAGGGAUCGUACACCUGAGCUCCUGGUUCGGAGCUGCAUGGUGCCCUGUGAGAAGAGCAAGAAGAUCCAGGAGGGUGUAAUGGCCAUCUUCAACUAUGUGUCCAAAGUGGGCAGCCGGCCCUGGAUGCCUCAGGUGCCCAUUCAGUUCCACCAGCAGAGGCUGGGCCAUGGACUCAUCAUCUCCUGUCCUGGGGCCCGGCCAGAACAUGCUGUGGCCUGGGACAAGGACCACCAGUACCUGUACCUCACACAGUACCUGAGAGGCAUCAACAGGUCCAUGAGGGUGUUCAUUGACCAUGGCAACCAUCUCCACAUCCGCUUCACUCAGCUAGGUGACCGGGGCAUUUACUAUUGCUGGCGGCAGGGGGUGCAGAUCGCUGGGUUCCGACUGGGCGUGAUAUCUCGAGGCUUCUACCCGGUCUCCUUCUCAGAUCCUGAGACUCGCUCUGCUGUUAAGCUCACUCUGAUAGGCUACCUGCUCAUCACGGCAGUGUUCGUCACCAUUCAUCUCUGUCGCUGCUGCUGUUACUUAUUUCACUGUGGUCCCAACUUCUUCCCCUAGGCUCUCCCUUCCCCAGCUCUGAAAACCAGGUGUGUUUAAAUGUGUUUGUGAAAUGAUAUCAGAUGCCUCUGGGUGGGCAUCCUGGGCUGGGAUGUGUGGCAAGGGGGUUUGGACCGAUCUCUUCGUUACAACCUGCUCCGCAUUUUCAUGGGCACACACCUGGGACCUGAUCUGGGAAGGAAGGAAGCCUGAGGCAGGCGGGAGCUGGGAACUGAGGCCAAGAUGGAAGAGCCAGGGCGUACAUACCCUCUGACCUCACACUCAGAGAAGGAGGAAGUGAGCCUGAUAUUUAUCAAAUGGCCUAUUUGGCGUUGAACAGUAUUUGAGGUGCUUAAUUUUCUCGUCUGCAAGGAUUGCUGAGUGGGCACUGGUUGAAUUGGGGUAGCAGGGAGAGGAAGAAAAGAGAGGGGGGCCUAGUGUAUGUCCUCUCUGCUUCCUCCCCAGCCUCAUCCUGGGACGAGAAGGUUGAAAUGGUGGGUUUGGGAAUAAAGGUAAAGGCUAGAACAGGGGAAUUGAGGAAAGUGGAGGUCAAAUUCAAGGCUUUCCUACGAAACUGCCUGGAGGUGAGAAGAGGGGCCGGGAGCCAAAGGCAGGGGCUGGGGACCCAGGGAAGCCAAAACAGAGCAGGGUUGGA